This is a messenger RNA of Phaeodactylum tricornutum CCAP 1055/1, 1155 nucleotides long. RefSeq lists its product with no specific name. The transcript has 2 exons. Gene Ontology annotation, biological process: pseudouridine synthesis. The record is from RefSeq and is a predicted model, not a curated record. Gene Ontology annotation, molecular function: pseudouridine synthase activity; RNA binding. The coding region runs from base 78 to 1073 and encodes 331 amino acids. Lineage: Eukaryota; Bacillariophyta; Bacillariophyceae; Surirellales; Neidiaceae.
UGAGAUCGAUAUCGACGAACAAACCUAUACUGCGACUUUUUCGCAAUGCCGCACUAUGCAAUCCAGAGAAGGUUUUAAUGUCCCAACACGGUGACGGGCUUUUCAAUACAAAAAUUCCCAUAUUGCAUCGUUGUUUUGCUUCUUCUCCAAGCAAGCCCCAUGCCUCCAUCUUCUCUACCGACACCGUUCGUCUUUCUAAAGUGUUAUCCCUGCAUACAGAAAACCUGGUGAUCAGCCGUCGAGAAGCGGAAAGGAUGAUACGAUCAGGAGAUGUGACUCUGGCAGGAAAUGUGUUAACAUCGCCCAUGAUGAUGCUGAAAGAGGAGGACUUGAAUGAUGGAGCUUUGAAGGUGAACGGAAAGGUGGUAAACCUUCGAUCAAGUAAGGGUCCUCGUUCCGUUGCAGGAGAAGAAAAUUCGGUUCACAAAACCCGCGUUUGGAUCGCGCAUAAACUUCCGGGAGAAAUAGUCGCUGACAACGAUCCUUACGAUCGUCCCUCUUUAUUGCAGCGAUUGAUACGAGGUGGUGUCGGCAAAGUUGGCAAGACUCGACUUCAUCUUAAAUCCGUGGGACGCCUCGACAUGAACACAGAAGGACUGAUUUUGGUGACUAAUGAUGGAAAGUAUGCUAGAGAGAUGGAGCUGCCGUCAAAUAAAUUGCAUCGAACGUAUCGCGUUCGAGUACAUGGCUUGCUUACGGACCACAAGUUGGCCCGAAUACGGAAAGGGGUAACUGUGGAAGGUAUAAGGUAUCCUCCAAUGAGGAUCAUACCCGAAAGCACUCGGCAAUCGCAAUCAACAAAUAAGUGGCUAAAAGUGACUUGCACAGAGGGAAAGAAUCGCCAAAUUCGAAACGUUUUCAAGUAUUUAGGAUUAACGGUCACACGAUUGAUUCGCAUUUCCUAUGGCGAUUAUCGGCUGCAAACUAUUCCGCCUGGUAUGGCAAUCGAAGUUCCAGCCAAGCAUAUCGAGAAUCAAAAACAUCGGGGUCGAUUGAUUCGACCGACUAAGCCCGCACCGAAACGGAGUGACGAGGCCGAAUCGUCGAAGGCGGUGCAGUGGGUCCGACAUUAGAUUUCGAUCUUGAAUAGUUGUUUUACAUAGAAGUAUAAGGGAUAAGAGGUCACUUGUAAAAUCUAGCACAAGGCUUCGCGGG